This is a messenger RNA of Schistosoma margrebowiei, 1962 nucleotides long. NCBI's taxonomy places the organism in Eukaryota, Metazoa, Platyhelminthes, Trematoda, Strigeidida, Schistosomatidae. The record is from the annotation of a GenBank genome assembly.
GUAACCAGUUCGUUUCUUUGCUGUAGGUUUUAUUACAUUCUGAAAAGUUGAAUCGGCAAAUUUUAGGUGUAUCAUACUGUGUUAAAAUGUCACGCUUUCAUCUUUACUUAACUGAAGCUCAAGAGAAUGACCUACGCCGAAUCGCUCAAGCUAUUUGUGCCCCUGGUAAAGGAAUUCUAGCAGCUGACGAAAGCACAGCCACGAUGGGCAAAAGGCUCCAACAAAUUGGCGUUGAAAAUAACGAAGAAAAUCGUCGUCUGUACCGCCAGCUCCUUUUUAGUGCUGACCAUAAACUGGCCGAAAAUAUCUCUGGAGUAAUAUUAUUUGAAGAGACACUUCACCAAAAGUCGGACGAUGGAAAGACUCUACCUACCCUUUUGGCCGAACGAAAUAUCAUACCAGGAAUAAAGGUUGACAAAGGCGUUGUUCCACUUGCAGGCACAGACAAUGAGACAACAACUCAGGGUCUUGAUGAUCUUGCUUCACGCUGUGCUGAAUAUUAUAAACUUGGAUGCCGCUUUGCUAAGUGGCGUUGCGUUUUGAAGAUCUCUCCACACACACCAUCAUAUCAAGCUAUGCUCGAAAAUGCCAAUGUACUUGCACGUUAUGCUUCCAUCUGUCAGCAGAAUGGUUUGGUACCAAUCGUUGAACCUGAGGUGCUUCCUGAUGGUGACCAUGACUUACUAACUGCUCAAAGAGUAACAGAAGAAGUUUUGGCAUUCGUGUACAAGGCUUUAGCCGAUCAUCAUGUUUAUUUGGAAGGAACGCUUUUAAAACCCAAUAUGGUCACUGCUGGACAGGCCUGCAAAAAAGCUUACACACCGCAGGAAAAUGCACUAGCUACUGUGCGAGCUCUUCAGCGCACAGUCCCUCCAGCUGUUCCAGGUAUCACAUUUUUGUCUGGAGGUCAAUCAGAAUUGGAUGCUACUAAAAAUUUGAACGAAAUCAACAGAAUUCCGGGACCAAAGCCAUGGGCACUCACUUUUAGUUUUGGUCGUGCUCUACAGGCUUCAGUCUUAGCCACAUGGAAGGGAAAGAAAGAAAAUGUUCAUGCGGCUCAGGAAGAGCUAUUGAAAUUGGCCAAAGUAAAUAUAUGAGCUAACGUUUACAUCUGUUUAUGUUGGUUUUAAUAAAAUUGUUUGGUUUCAUUCCACAUUUAAGUUUGUUGACCCUUUUGAAAGGUAGAAGAAACACUCAAGUCCUAGAACUACCAACACAUAAAAAUGUUGUUGGGAGUUGAUAUUGGAUUUCAUCAGUACCUUUUUUACCCCUUUUAAUUCAUCAACAAGAUGAAUUAUUCAAUGUCAACUGCUAAUGUUUUUGUUGAGGCCAAUAAAUCAUUAUGAUCUUUAAAAAAAGAUACAGGAACGCAGAUAACGCAGAUGACUUCUAAAGGCUUUUUAACAUGUUAUUACAAUGUUCAAAUAUUAAAAAACGCCUUCGUCUUUUGACUUUUUUAUUUCUGUUAAAAAAUAAUCCAAAUAAACAGGUUUUGUAAAACAUUCUUUACAAGACAUUUAAACUUUGUGUAAGUGUUUUUAAUACAUAUAAGUUUAUUAAUAAUACACUUAUUGAAUACACGAACUAACUUACAAUUAUUUCAAUCUUCUAGGCAAAUGGUGCUGCUGCUGUUGGCAAAUUUGAAGGAGAUAUGGGAACUGCUUUGGGAGACAAAUCAUUAUUCGUUGCUAAUCAUGCUUAUUAAACCAUUAUAUCAUCCAAAUGUUAUUUAAUUUGAAGCCCCUCAAUAUUUAGCACAACUAGUCGACAUCAUAACUAACUAACAUCUUUCAUAUGAUUUAAGAUUAAACCAACUUUCAGAUCAAUUCUGUCUUAUUCUUAUUUUUGUUCUUAAAUACCGCCAUACGUUACUUUUCUCAAUAACAACAAUAUUUACUGUUGUACUUCAUAGUAUUAGCUGGUUUAUGAAGUCAUAAUCAAGUAAAUAUACAUUCUCCCCAU